GCGUAACGCUACGCUUUUAAAAAAAUAAACAUUGGAAAAUAUUCUGAGAAUAUGUUUUUUAAAUUUAUUAAAUAAUUUCAGACUUAAAAUGAUAAAUCUUUAGUGGAAAGUUUAAUUUGUGUUUAUUUUAUGCCAUAUUAGUGAAGGCAACUUUAUAUUACAAUAAUUCCACUUGCAAAAUUUUGACUGAAUAAAUUUUAUAUCAAAUUUCAAUCAAAUUAUCACCAACUCAUCAAAUUUACAAUGCUUCGAUACAUCAAAAAAACACUUCACACAUGGCUGGAAAUUUUAGUUAGAAUUGGACUUAUUUUUUCAUUUAUUAAGCUGGAAUCAGUCGAGCCAUUCAAGAGAAAGAUCUUACCUGACGAAAUUUGGAUUUAUCGAUAUCCAAUAAAACCUUCCUACGUUCCUGUUACAAUUCUAUGGCCCUUAGUAACCGUGCUCCCGACCUUUGUGUUCAUUUUAUUCAAUAUUUGUACCAAGCAAUCAAAAGACUUGAAAGCAGCAGUACUAGGCCAUACUCUCAGUUUUGGACUGAAUGGUGUACUUGUAGAUAUCAUUAAAAUAACUGUUGGACGACCUCGACCAGAUUUCUUUUAUCGAUGUUUUCCUGAUGGUAUUAUGAACUCGGAAAUGAUAUGUACAGGGGAAUAUUGGACGGUUCAGGAUGGCAGAAAAAGUUUUCCUUCGGGUCACAGCUCAUUUUCAUUUGCCACAAUGGGAUUUCUUAGCUUCUACUUAAUGGGAAAACUCAAGAUUUUCUCUGAGGAAGGUCGCGGAAAGAGUUAUCGACUUAUAUUUUGCUUUCUUCCGAUGAUUUUAGCAAUGUUGAUAGCUAUAUCACGAACAAUGGAUUAUCAUCAUUGGAAAGAAGAUGUCGGUAUUGGAUCACUUAUUGGUCUACUCAUUGCUUACAUGUGCUAUCGUCAAUAUUACCCACCACUUACCUGUAAAAAAUCAAAUUUGUCUUAUGAAAUACUUCAACAAAUGAGUGGAAGUAACGAAGAUCUGAUUGAGAAAGAAAUAAAAUGGAUUUAAUUAAAUAAAUUUUCUUUCUUUUUGUUUUGAUUCGAAAAAAUGUAGAAUUUGUCAUUAA
Molecule: messenger RNA, 1096 nt
Organism: Clunio marinus
Lineage: Eukaryota; Metazoa; Arthropoda; Insecta; Diptera; Chironomidae
Source: the annotation of a GenBank genome assembly